AUCGGGGAGGUGGAAACCCUUCAGUGUGGUUCCGACAUGACUUGUGUGUCGUCCCCUUCAUGGAAUUAAAGCGUGUGCUUGUAUUGCAGGCUAACAACCUAAGUUAGGUACCUGGCGCUUUCAGGUAAUGUCGCAUCCACUUCCGCGUCAGUGUAAUUCACAGAGACGUUAAGUCACGGCUUUGGUAGAAAAGGAAAGAGACGAGGCGGGGGACGGGAGUGUCUGUGCAGAAGGUGCAGGAUACAGGAGCUGUCAGAAAGGGUACCGGGCCAGCUGUUUUACUUACAUGUCCGUGACAUAAGCCUUAUGAGCCGUGAUGCACCGGACAGUCUCAAUCCGGGGCGAGUCGGUUGUAAGGCGACCGGACAGCGAGAAAGACGGUCGGCCGCACCAAUGUUUUGUCCAAAUGACUGAAAUUAAAUCUGCCCAGUUAUUUACGGACUUACCGUUACUGUGAAGGAUUUAGAAAGUUGACAGGAGGAAGGGGGGCCGCUGACAGCACGAAGGAGAAAUUAAUUACCCAGCUGACGUCAGUUGACCAGGAUGAGCACCAUGCGGGGUGGGGGUGUGACGUGGAAACCCCAGCCCUGGCAGGACGGCAACGGUGGGGGCGGUGAGCCACUCUCAGACAGUGACUCCGAGGAAGAAGACUUCCCUGAUGACAGCACCACACCCCUGGGGGACUAUGUCACACAUGGGCUGAAGCAGCUCCUUGAUGCGCAGCAGCUGUGUGACGUGACUCUCUUAGUCGAGGGACAGAGGUUCAUGUGUCACAGAGUUCUCCUGGCUGCUGUCAGCCCAUAUUUCCGUGCCAUGUUCACCAGCCCGCUGGUAGAGUCCCGCCUUGCCGAAAUCAGACUAGAGGAAGUCACUCCUUCUAUUAUGGAGACAGUCAUCCAGUUUAUUUAUACCGGGAAGGCGGGACUUAGCUUGGAAACAGCGGAGGAUUUGUUUGUGGCGGCCAAUCGGCUCCAAGUGAUGCCCCUGCAGGAGCUGUGCUCGAGGUUCCUGUUCGAGCACCUGUCGGUGGAGAACUGCCUGGGCAUGUACUCGCUGGCCCACUCACAUCACGACCAGCUGCUGCUGCGCGCAUCGCUGCGCAUGGUGGCCCACCAUUUCCCCAGGGUGGCGCGCCAGCGCGACUUCCUGCUGCUGGAUCCCGGCACCCUGGGCAGCCUGCUGGCCUCUGACCAGCUGGGUGUGGAGUCGGAGGUGGAGGUGUACGACGCAGCCCGGCGCUGGGCGGAACACCAGCCACGACAGCGCUACGCACACAUGCCUGCCCUCCUGCGACACCUGCGGCCCGGCCUUCUCGCCCCUAAAGAGAGCCGGCGGCUUACCCAGGAGCUGGGCGUCGGCUCCGGCGAGGGCUUUGGAGGCCCUAUGCGUCCCCGGGAGGGCAUGUUUGAGAAGAAGAUCGUGUGCGUGGACCUGAAGCCCCGGGAGGAUGAGUCGCUGCGCGAGUCCGACUUCACAGUGGACUGCUUUGAUCCCCCCACUGGCAAGUGGAAGACGCUGGCGGCGCUGGGAUCGCUGCUCUGCCCUGGCUGCACCGCCGUGGGGAGCCGGCUUUUUGUGGCGGGGGGCAUUUUGCGGGGGGACCAGGUGUCAUCCUCCGUCCAUGAGUACGACACGGUGCGGGACCGCUGGCUGCAGCGCCCCCCGCUGGCUGAGCCACGGGCUAUGCUGGGCCUACUGGGCUGUGGGGGAACCUUGUACGCGCUGGGUGGCUGCAACCGGGCAGCGCUGCUGGAUUCCUGCGAGAGCAUGGACCUGACCGCAAUGCGCUGGAGUGCCGGGCCUCGCCUGCCGCUCCCACUGCGCUCGUUCGCAUGCGCAGCUCUGCGUGCCCGCCUUUACCUGCUCGGGGGUACCACCUUGGAGCAGAACCGAGCCAUGGUACAUUCCGGCGUGCUCAUCUUUCACACAAUCACUCGGUCCUGGUGUCGCGUGAGUCUGGAAUCUGGCGCCACCUGCCUGGCCGGAGGGGUAGCGGUUAGGGGCGGGGUUUGUGCCGUGGGCGGGUACAUGCGGGACGCCACUAACUUCCUGGAUGGUAAUUACACAUUGAUGGAUCCCCUGGAUGCCACUGGGCGUGUGCUUUUCUUCCGGGAGGGUCGGGGCUCUGGAGGGGAGCGGGAGGUGCUGGCUGGCGCCCUGGAGCGGGGCGGGGGUAGCGAUCGGGCCCCCAGCCCCGUGGUGUUCCCCGGGCUGCCGCGGCGCAUCGCAGGGGCAGGCGUUGCCCGCUGGAAGCGCAGGAUCUACGUGCUCGGCGGGGAAAACAGCACCCGCCUCUACGACAGCGUGUACUGCUGGAAGCCCGGCUGGCGCAGCUGGGUCCAGCGGCGCGAGAAGCUGCCCGUGGACACCGGGGGGGUCAGCCGAUUCGGCUGCACCACGCUGAAGUUCCCAAAAAAGCACAUCCUGGCCCGUCUGAGGCAGGCGCAAGAGGAUCACUCGCUGGAUGAAUAGCCAGGGAGCAAUCGAAGGGUUAGUCUUGGGGUUAGGCAGUGCUGAUCUUCGUAGCUGCUUAGCAGCCCUCAUCCCACCAGGUGGUAGCCUGUGCAUGGCUCAGUACUGAGUGAGAAGGCUAACCUGGUUCAUCACAAGUCAGGCAGACUAAUUGGUUUAUUCACGAGCCUAGUGCUAGGCUGAAGAUCUCUACUCACUGUGACCUGCUCCUCCAUGGCUGAGGAUCAGUGCUCCAGAGAAUAACGCCAAUGAGCCAAGCUGAACCGAAUGGAUUGUGACAUCUAAACACUGGAAUCUGAAUGUAUAAGACAGUAUUCCGGACUCAAGGUGCUGGUAUCGUGGCUUCAGACCCCUUCGCUUACAGCUUUGUGCACUAAGAGUAAAUGGUUGAAUGUGUGGUGGAAACCUAUUAUCUAAUGCAGAUUAGAUUCACUUUAAUCCAAUGUGUAUAUACAGUAUUUAUACAUUAAAAAUGUAAAGUACAUCGUUAACAGAUGCUACUGUGAUUAUUAUUUUUCUCUGCCAGGUAACUGUUCCAUGUAAAUAUGCAGUAGUUCACCGUAGCAGAGAAAUUACACCUCAUUUUUGACCAGUCAUCAAAUUCUCUAGCUCUGUCUAAAGUUGUGUUCUAGAAUAUUUUUAAAGUAAAAUAAUAUUAUAAUCAUGGUUAACAACCAUUAUUAUGUCUUUUUUGUAAUACUUUCGGGAAUGUUCACUUUUUAAGUAGCCUUUAGUAUUUAAUUGUAGUUAAUUUCUUGAAAUGGGAAAUAAGUUGGAUUAAUUAUUAGUAAUCAUAAUUAUGAUGCAUACAGAUGUAUAAAAUGGACUGAUUUUUUUUCCUCUUAAACUCUUUAGUUUAAGUGGGGAGACAGCGAUAUUAGAAUCGUGUUUAAUAGUAUAUGUUCUACUUGACAGAAGUCUACGUGACAACGCUCCCCCUAGUGGUCACCACAUGCAUAGGAGCUGUAAAAUUCCUUAGGAAUUCACACUCAAGCUCAGUUGUCAAAAUCACUGCAACGGAGGAUUCUGUUCUUUGAUUUGCACUUCCUGGUCUUUUUCAACCAUGGAGGCUUUUCAGGUCAACAAGAAUACAUUUUUGGGGAUACCGGAAGCACCAUUUUUAGCUAAGCAACUUUAAUGAAUGAGCGAAUGAAUUAAUAACCAAAGGAGCUUGCGAAUCGGCCACAGCAACAUCGAGAGGUUGUGUUUUUGUUGUGCAGGACUGAAAUAUUAGGAAAAGUUCAGUUUCCUUUUUCUUUGUAAACUUGCCUGAUCAAUGCGGGUCAUUAUCUGUAAAUGUCUAAGAACUGUGGAGUGUCAUGUCCUGAUUUUAUCAUCACUCUCUCCGAACUUGACCGUAGCUUUAACUGUUUGAUUGCUCUUUAAUAACUUUCGAGAUCUCUGGGGUACCUCUGAUUGUUUCUGGGCCACAGAGUAGCUGUGUCUGUAUGGGGUUCUGAGUGUGUCCAGAUUAGACUGGAAAAUGUCUAAAGCGGGACUUGGAUCCCGCGUUUUGACAAAUGUAUGACUGGAAAUUACCCUCUCGCCUUGUUUAUGGUUAAUACUAGAGGAAUUAUUAUCAAACGGCUGGUAACUUUUGCCCUUGAACGCCAGCAUUGUCAAAGGGACUGAUUGUACAGGUGGUUAUGGCUGAAUGCGUUUUAAUUCUUUUAUUUUAAGUGAUAUUUUCUUCCCUGACUUUCGGCCAAUAAAAAUAUCAAUGUG
Molecule: messenger RNA, 4197 nt
Organism: Brienomyrus brachyistius
Lineage: Eukaryota; Metazoa; Chordata; Actinopteri; Osteoglossiformes; Mormyridae
Exons: 5
Coding region: 544-2472 (642 amino acids)
Molecular function (GO): protein binding
Source: RefSeq, a predicted model, not a curated record